Molecule: messenger RNA, 288 nt
Organism: Desarmillaria tabescens
Lineage: Eukaryota; Fungi; Basidiomycota; Agaricomycetes; Agaricales; Physalacriaceae
Exons: 1
Coding region: 1-288 (95 amino acids)
Source: RefSeq, a predicted model, not a curated record
AUGACCUCAGAUAGAAACGCUGGGCUUAUCAACUUGUUCGACCUUGCUAUGGUUCCAAAUUCAGAGGACUCUGCGAUGGAUGAUUUUGUCGUAAACCUCUUCAAGGCUCUUGGUUAUGUGAGACGGAAUCGCAUCGUCCGCACUCGCAAGGACAUUCCUUUACUUAUUUGUGGGGAAUCGGAUGUGUGCCUAGUGGAUUGUGAUCGGAAUGAUAUCUUGCUCUUGGCUGUGGAAAACAAGCGCUUCAGGCAGGGUGAAUGUUCUAUGGGUGAGGGCUUAGUGAAAUGA